Messenger RNA from Ambispora leptoticha, 324 nucleotides. NCBI's taxonomy places the organism in Eukaryota, Fungi, Glomeromycota, Glomeromycetes, Archaeosporales, Ambisporaceae. The record is from the annotation of a GenBank genome assembly.
AUGUCUUCCAACGUAACCAACGGAAACGACGGCGCAACCAAAACCCACGGUAAUACUACUUACUAUACAGGCGCCGCAAAAGAAAAAGUUGGAACCGUGCUUGGUAACGAGAGAAUGCAAGCAGAAGGCAAAGUAGAAAAACUUCAAGGUGAAUCUGAAUAUAACGCAGCACAAUUUAAGGGCCAAACACAAGGGGUUAAAGAUAACGUGAAGGGACAUGCUAAAGACGCAAUUGGUGGCAUUACCGGUAAUCAACAAAUGCAAGCAGAAGGCAAAUUAGAUAAAACAAGUGGCCAAGCGCAACAGAAAGCUAAUCAAUAUUAG